Stegastes partitus (bicolor damselfish) is the source of this 601-nucleotide messenger RNA. RefSeq names its product chromosome unknown C17orf67 homolog (gene cunh17orf67). The record is from RefSeq and is a predicted model, not a curated record. NCBI's taxonomy places the organism in Eukaryota, Metazoa, Chordata, Actinopteri, Pomacentridae. The transcript is spliced from 4 exons. The coding region runs from base 36 to 308 and encodes 90 amino acids.
GCACCGACAGCUCAGAGAGAAAAAAGGUGAAGAAGAUGAAGAAGCUGGUGGCGUUUUUGCUUUUCCUGGUCCUGCUGACCGUUUACACAGAUGCAAACCCCAUCAUCAAGGAGAGCUUUGCUAAGCAGCUGCUCCGCAGUAAGAGGCAGGAGCGACCAAUGAAGGCCGGAUACCCCGACGAGCCGAUGAGGGAGCACAUGCUCCACCUGCAGGCUCUGGAUCAGAGGGCCCAGGAGACCAACCUGGAGAACUGGCUGAACCCUCACUGCCCCCCGCGCUGCGACAGGAACUACGGAUACCCGGUCUGAAGAUGGCAAAGGUCCCCAAAAAGGAACCACGAGUGACUCAACAUGGACUCAACAGUGACAAAAAGAAAAGAAAAAGAAAGAAAGAAAAUAUAUAAACUCUUUCCUUCAUCUCUGUUUCUUUUUUCUGCAAUAAAAUGAUAAUGUGAAGACAUGUACUGCAUAUUUACUGUAUUAUCUUGUAGUUUGCUGUUCUCAGUAGUUUCUUCAUGUAUUUUCUUAGUUGUGUAUCAUCAGAGUGAAAAUUGUAAACAGUGAAUACAACCAAAAAUAAAUAAAUCAUGGAUGCCUACAAC